Messenger RNA from Pipistrellus nathusii (Nathusius's pipistrelle), 4791 nucleotides. NCBI's taxonomy places the organism in Eukaryota, Metazoa, Chordata, Mammalia, Chiroptera, Vespertilionidae. The record is from the annotation of a GenBank genome assembly.
AUGCCCUGCGCCCCGGGGAGCCGGCUGGCGCCCCUCUGGGUGCUGGCCCAGCUCCUGAGCCUCGGGGGCCCGGGGUGCGGGGCGCGCGCUCCGCCCGGCCAGGUGCCCGGCCAGGUGCGCUUCCGCGACCGCAGGCAAGAGCAUUUCGUCAAAGCGCUGCCAGAGUACCACGUGGUGGCACCCGUGCAAGUGGACGCUCAAGGGCAUUUCCUGUCCUAUGGCUUGCACCCACCCUUCGCCAGCGGCAGGAGGAAGAGGGACGUGGAGCGCCCCGAGGACUGGGUGUACUACAGGAUCUCCCAUGAGGAGCAGGACCUGAUGUUUAACUUGACGGUCAACCAGGAGUUGCUCUCCAGAAGCUACAUCGUGGAGAGGAGGUACGGGAACCUGUCCCACGUGCAGAUGGUGGCUUCCUCCGGCCCCCCCUGCCAUCUCCGGGGCACAGUCCUUCAGCGGGGCACCAGGAUCGGGACUGCAGCCCUGAGUUCCUGCCAUGGACUGACUGGAGUUUUCCACCUACCACAUGGAGACUAUUUCAUUGAGCCUGUCAAAGAGCAUCGCCAGGCCGAGGGCGAGCACCACCCACACAUUGUCUACAGGAGGCAGAGGAAGGAGCCAGCCUGCGCACUACAGGACAGCCCCGGCAUCUCCCAGACGCUGGAGCUGCGGCGAGAGGAGUGGGAGAGGAACGCCUUGCCUGGCAGACGCAUCUCCCGGCGCUCCAUCAGCAGGGAGAGGUGGGUGGAGACGCUGGUGGUGGCCGACACCAAGAUGGUUGAGUAUCACGGGAGCGAGAACGUGGAGUCCUACAUCCUCACCAUCAUGAACAUGGUCACCGGGCUGUUCCAUAACCCCAGCAUCGGCAAUGCCAUUCACAUUGUUGUGGUUCGGCUGGUUCUACUUGAAGAGGAAGAGCAAGGCCUGAAGAUAGUGCACCACGCCGAGAAGACCCUGACCAGCUUCUGUAAGUGGCAGAAGAGCAUCAAUCCCAAGAGUGACCUCAACCCUGCCCACCACGACGUGGCCGUCCUUCUCACCAGAAAAGACAUCUGUGGCGGCCUCAACCGCCCCUGUGAGACGCUGGGCCUGUCCCACCUGUCGGGCAUGUGCCAGCCUCACCGGAGCUGUAACAUCAACGAAGACUCGGGCCUGCCGCUGGCAUUCACCAUCGCCCAUGAGCUCGGACACAGCUUCGGCAUCCAGCAUGACGGGAAAGAGAACGACUGUGAGUCCGUAGGCCGGCACCCCUACAUCAUGUCCCGCCAGCUCCAGUACAACCCCACCCCGCUGACCUGGUCCAAGUGCAGCAAGGAGUACAUCACCCGCUUCCUGGACCGAGGCUGGGGGUUCUGUCUCGAUGAUAUGCCCCAAAGGAAAGGCUUGAAGUCCAAGGUCAUCGCCCCUGGAGUGAUCUAUGACGUUCACCACCAAUGCCAGCUGCAGUAUGGCCCCAAUGCUACCUUCUGCCAGGAAGUGGAAAAUGUUUGCCAGACGCUGUGGUGCUUGGUGAAAGGCUUUUGUCGCUCUAAGCUGGACGCUGCUGCAGAUGGGACCCGGUGUGGCGAGAAGAAGUGGUGUAUGGCUGGCAAGUGCAUCACGGUGGGGAAGAAGCCAGAGAGCAUCCCCGGAGGCUGGGGCCGCUGGUCGGCCUGGUCCCACUGCUCCCGGACCUGCGGGGCCGGGGCCCAGAGUGCCGAGAGGCUCUGCAACAGCCCCGAACCGAAGUUUGGCGGGAAGUACUGCACAGGAGAGAGGAAGCGCUACCGCCUGUGCAACGUCCACCCCUGCCGCCCGGAUACACCAACCUUUCGGCAGAUGCAGUGCAGCGAGUUCGACACGGUGCCCUACAAGAAUGCGUUCUACCACUGGUUUCCGGUUUUUAACCCAGCACGGCCCUGUGAGCUCUUCUGCCGACCCAUCGACGGCCAUUUUUCCGAGAAGAUGCUGGACGCGGUCAUUGACGGUACCCCUUGCUUUGAAGGCGGCAGCAGCAGGAAUGUCUGUAUUAAUGGCAUAUGUAAGAUGGUCGGCUGUGACUACGAGAUCGAUUCCAACGCCACAGAGGAUCGCUGCGGAGUGUGCCUUGGGGACGGCUCUGCCUGCCACACCGUGAGGAAGAUGUUUAAACAGAAAACAGGAACUGGUUAUGUGGACAUCGGACUGAUCCCCAAGGGAGCACGGGACAUCCGGGUGAUAGAGGUGAAGGGAGCUGGGAACUUCCUGGCCCUCAGGAGCGAAGACCCUGAGAAGUAUUACCUCAAUGGAGCCCUCACUAUCCAGUGGAAGGGGAACUACAAGCUGGCGGGCACCGUCUUUCAGUACGAAAGGAACGGAGACCAGGAGAAGCUCAUGGCUGCCGGCCCCACCAACGAGUCCCUGUGGCUCCAGCUUCUAUUCUUGGUUCCUAACCCUGGCAUCAAGUACGAGUACACGGUCCGGAAAGAUGGCCUUGACAAUGACGUGGAGAAGCCGACGUUCUCCUGGCAGUAUGGCCGCUGGACAGAGUGCAGCGUGACGUGUGGCACAGGAAUCCGCCGGCAGACGGCCCACUGCGUGAGGAAGGGCCACGGCAUGGUGAAGGCCACGUUCUGUGACCCAGAGACACAGCCCAACGGGAGGCAGAAGAAGUGCCGGGAGAAGGACUGUCCGCCCAGGUGGUGGGUAGGGCAGUGGGAAGCAUGUUCGGCGACAUGUGGGCCCCACGGAGAGAAGACGCGAACGGUGCUGUGCAUCCAGACCAUGGACUCUGAUGAGCGGGCGCUGCCGGCCACAAACUGCCUGCACCUGCUGAAGCCCAAGGCCCUCGUGUCCUGCAACAGGGAUAUCCUGUGUCCAUCGGACUGGACCGUAGGCAACUGGAGUGAGUGCUCCGUGUCCUGUGGCGGCGGUGUGCGGACGCGCAGUGUCACCUGCGCCAAGAACCAUGACGAGCCUUGCGACGUGACGAGGAAGCCCAACAGCCGGGCCCUGUGCGGCCUGCAGCAAUGCCCGACCAGCCGCAGGCUCCUGGUCCCCGGCCGGGGCUCCAUGCCCAGCGGGAGGAGGCCGCCCAGCUCUGGGCAUCACCCCCAGCAGCCCAUCCCGCCCCCAGCUGGCCCCAGAUCGCUGCCCACACCCACAGCGCCCGGGACCAAGGCCACCAGCACCAGGGCCACCAGCAGCCCUUGUCCCACCACAGCCUCCGGGGAGGGAGACCUGGGUGCGACACGGUGGCAGAACAGCUCCAUCCACACCGAGCUGGACACCCCUGACGCCGUGCCCACUGGGGCUGCCGCCCAGCCCAUCCUCCCGGCCUGGCCGCCGAGCAGCCAGCCACAGGGAGAGGGUGCCCCCAGCUCAGAGCCGGGGCCCACCGCCGAGGGGGGCCUUCUAGCCACAACCGUGAGCGGCUCUGACUGGGCAGUGCCCAGCAGCCCCGGGGCCCGGCGGGCGCCCCCGCCCCCCAGCACCCUGAGCGAGGAGCCGGACGCCGAGGGCCCCAGCGGCUCGGGAGCCGGCGGCGAGCCCCCUGAGGACAGGACUGCCGGCAGCGCUGUGCUGUGGACCCGGACCGCGGCCCCCGGGAAGGAUGCUUCCGUGGAGAGGAGCACAGACGUGCCCCUUGCAGCUCCGCCAACGCCCUCUCUUGGGGGGGCAUCCCUGUGGCCCCCGGUCAGCACGGUGCCAGGACGGCCGCCCAGCCAGGGACCUGCUACUCUCACAGCCGGGACACCCAGAGCUGAGGGGCCGGCCCCUGGGAAGCCAGCUUCCACGGCACUCCCUCCGGGGAGCGGCCCCCCGCCAGCACCCCCGGAAAAGUCAGGAAGCCACAGCGCCCCCCAACUGCCCGGCCGUGUGAGCCCCACGCAGAGCCCGGGGCCGGUCCUCACCGAGGAGGACGCAGCCGGCCUGAUGGCCGAGGGCUUCCUGCUGAACGCCUCCAGCUACCCGCAGCGCCCGCUCCGCAGCCCCGCGCGCUGGGUCGUCGGAAACUGGAGCGAGUGUUCCACCACGUGCGGGCUGGGGGCCUACUGGCGCCACGUGGAGUGCAGCACCCGGGUGGAUUCCGACUGCGCAGCCGUGCAGAGGCCUGACCCCGCCAAGAGAUGCCACCUCCGUCCCUGUGCCAGCUGGAAAGUGGGCAACUGGAGCAAGUGCUCCAGGAACUGCAGCGGGGGCUUCCAGAUCCGGGAGACUCAGUGCGUGGACAGGGAGCACCGCAGCCUGAGGCCGUUCCACUGCCAGUUCCUGGCCGGCGUCCCGCCCCCGCGGAGCAUGAGCUGCAACACGGAGCCCUGCGAAGAGUGGCAGGUGGAGCCCUGGGGCCAGUGUUCCAGGUCCUGUGGGGGCGGAGUGCAGAAGAGACACGUGGCUUGUCCGAGAGGCCUCUGUGAUUGGGCAGAUCGACCGGCGUCUACUGCCCCCUGCAACCAGCACUCCUGUUGUCACUGGGCCGCCGGGAACUGGGACCUGUGCACGGCUCCCUGUGGGGGUGGCUUUCAGAAGAGGACUGUCCACUGUGUCUCCUCAGAGGACAAUGGCACUGAAGGUCAAGACCAGUGCCAGUGUGACCAUGAACCCAGACCUCCCGAACGCCAAGAGUGCAACCCACAGGCCUGCAGGAAGAGUGCUGAUGUGCCGUGCACCAAGGACAACCUAUCGGCCGGUUUCUGCCAGACGCUGAGGACCAUGAGGAAGUGUUCGGUGCCCACCGUGCGGGUUCAGUGCUGUGUCUCCUGCGCCCAGGCCCACGGGGCCCACGCCCCACGGCCAAGGAAGCCACGGCUGCUCCAGAACCCCAAAGCGCUCUGA